Molecule: messenger RNA, 7686 nt
Organism: Clonostachys solani
Lineage: Eukaryota; Fungi; Ascomycota; Sordariomycetes; Hypocreales; Bionectriaceae
Source: the annotation of a GenBank genome assembly
AUGGAGUCGCCACUGGUUGCAACGGUCCCAAACGGAUUGGACAGCAAUUCCAUCACCGAUGCCACUGCUGUCCCUCCUGUCAGCGAGUCUGAUUCCGAGACAGGCCAUGUCCAAAACGAGAGCUGGCCAGCAAGGGCCAGUUCAGCCUCCUCAGUAGACUCCAGUCAUCCCAAUUCAGGCACUGGGGAUGCCUCCUCCACUCUGGUAAUCUGUGGCAUGGCCAUGAGGCUGCCCGGAAACAUCAACUCAGAGGAUCAAUUCUGGGAUUUCCUGGUCAAUAAACGCGAUGCCCGUGAUAGGAUUCCCGAGUCAAGGUACAACGCCGCCGCAUUCUUUGGCGAUGCGUCCAGAAUGGAGACAGAUGCCUCGGCGGAGCAUGAAACCCGCUUCAUCAACGACACUGAAAUCACAGCCCCGGCGUCAGAGGCGAAUAUCCAAGCCAUUAAUGACCAAGCUUUUGGGUACACCCUGAACCAAGUAGAUCUAUCCCAGUUUGACGCCUCGUUCUUCUCAAUGACGCGACAGGAGCUGGAGUGGACAGAUCCCCAGCAGCGUCUUCUUCUCGAGCUUACAAGAGAAUGUCUGGAGAAUUCUGGUGAGCUCAAUUGGCGGGGCAAAGAAAUCGGCUGCUAUGUCGGAGUAUUUGGUGAAGAUUGGCUGGACAUUCACUCAAAAGAUCCCCAGGAGCUGGCCAUGUACAAGCUCACCGGCCAUGGCGACUUUCUCCUCGGCAACAGAAUAUCCUACGAGUACGACUUCAAGGGUCCAAGUAUGACGGUCCGAACAGGAUGCUCAUCGGCAUUAGUUGGCAUGGAUCUCGCAUGUAAGGCUCUCCGAGCUGGACAGAUCAACGCCGCUGUCGUUGCUGGCUCUAAUUUGAUAUUGAGCCCUUCAACAACUCAACUCAUGUUCAAACAAGGCGUCCUGAGUCCGGAUGUAUCAUGCAAGACCUUCGAUGCCGAGGCAAAUGGCUAUGCAAGAGCAGAAGGUGUAAACAUGCUGUACGUCAAAAGACUAGAAGACGCCUUGCGAGACGGAAAUCCCAUCCGUGCUGUCAUCCGCUCGACGGCUAGCAACUCAGAUGGAAAGACGAUGGGCCUGUCACACCCCAGUACCGCUGGCCACGAGGCACUGAUACGCUCAUGCUAUCAAACCGCUGGUAUCUCGGAUUACUGUAGGACCGCCUUCUUCGAAUGUCACGGUACUGGCACGAGUACGGGUGAUCCCGUGGAAUUGACGGCCGUCGCCAAUGUCUUCAAAGAGCGUGGCAUCUACAUUGGCUCCAUCAAGCCAAAUCUGGGACAUUCUGAAGGCGCAUCUGGCUUGACUGGUGUUAUCAAAGCCAUACUAGCUCUCGAAAACAGGACCAUCCCACCAAACAUCAAAUACAGCAAUCCCAAUCCUAAAAUUCCAUUCAAAGAGGGCCGUCUGAGUGUGCCUGUUGAUAAUACACCUUGGCCAGAAGAUCGCGACGAACGUGUGAGCGUCAACUCAUUUGGUCUCGGCGGUUCCAACGCCCACAUCAUCUUAGACUCAGCACGAUCAAUUGGCAUAGGAAGUCAGGACAUCCCACAGCCACAAGAGACAAAAGAGCAAAAACUGCUAGUCUUUACGGCCAAUCAUCCCGAGUCGGCUCAGAAAGGAGCAGGACUAUACGCCAAAUAUGCAGAGGAGCACGUGGACAAGCUUGAUGACUUGGAGUAUACUCUUGCCCUUCGCCGGGAACACCUUCCCUACCGUACCUUCGCUGUGUAUGAUGGUACUGGUGGUCCGGAGUUCUUCCCACCUGCGAAGAUUCCUUUAUCGUCUCCGACUGUGGCCUUUGUAUUCACCGGACAAGGCGCCCAGUGGGCCACGAUGGGACGAAGGCUCUUCUCCGACUUCGCCUCCGCCCAGAAGGACGUGGAGGUUUUAGAUGAAGCACUUUCCAAAGUGACCCCCGCUCCAUCAUGGACGAUUCAGGGCGAGUUGCAAAAGGAUACGACAGAGACCCAGGUCGGUCAAGCCGAGUUCUCGCAGCCACUGUGUACUGCUGUUCAAAUCAUCAUCGUUAAUUUGCUACGGCGUUGGGGCAUCGAGCCUGCCGCAGUCGUCGGGCAUUCAAGUGGCGAGAUUGCCGCUUCAUACGCGUCUGGUGCUCUCACCAUGGAAGAGGCGAUUGUUUGCUCCUACCUCCGCGGUCUUGUCACGAAGCAGCAGAAGCGACGAGGCGGGAUGGCUGCUAUUGGCCUUGGCCGCGAUGCCGUUCAGCGUUAUUUGGUUGAAGGCACUGUUGUGGCUUGCGAGAACAGCCCGGCAAGUGUCACAUUGUCAGGCGAUGAGGACAAGAUUGACUUGGUGGUUCAGGCUAUCAAAGACAGCGAGGAAGGAGUCCUUGCAAGACGGCUGAAAGUCGAAAUGGCGUACCACUCCAGUCACAUGGCGGAAAUUGGAGAUGCUUACGAGCAGAUGCUGCUGCCAGCGCUUUCUGCGAAAUCCUGCUCCUUACCCCUUUACUCAACGGUAACUGGUAGACUAAUGGACUCGGAGUCUGUACCUGACGCUAAGUACUGGCGUUCGAAUCUGGAAUCUCCCGUUCUGUUCAAUACGGCAGUCACUCAGUUAAUUAAGGACCUGCCUUCAGAGAACUUGGUCUUGCUGGAGAUUGGCCCUCACUCAGCCCUUGCUGGACCUGUCAGGCAAAUUACCAAGGCAGUCAAGGCUAAAUCAGUAACGUACAUUCCAACUCUGAUCCGGAAUGAGGUCGACUCAAAGUCUCUUCUGAAAACUGCUGGGCAACUCUUCCAGAAGGGCGCUGGUUUGUCCUUCAAGAAUAUCACCAAGCCUGGUGAAGUCCUCACCAACACUCCGACAUAUCCCUGGCAUCAUGAUACCAAAUACUGGGCAGAAUCACGUGUGUCAAAGGAAUGGAGGCAGAGAACAUUCCCACACCACGAGCUUCUCGGCUCUCGAGUUAUCGAGAGUAGUCAGCUGGAGCCCAUGUGGCGCAACGUGCUGCGGCUUGAUCAGAUACCAUGGUGUAAGGACCACAUGCUUGGCGCGGAUAUCAUCUUCCCGGCAGCUGGCUACAUGGUCAUGGCAUUAGAGGCAAUGAGGCAAGUCUCUGACACCGAGGAGUAUUCGCUGAGAAAUGUAACUCUCAAGUCUGCUCUGGUGUUGUUAGAGUCAUCAGAAGUCGAGACCAUGUUCUCCUUGAGACCACUGCGACUAACCAACAGCCUCGAUUCUGUCUGGCAUGAGUUUAACAUUUCCUCGUAUAACGGAACGACUUGGACAAAGCACUGUGCCGGUCAGAUCAGAGCCGGUUCUGACAACCCUCCACAACCUAGAGUCAUCUCUCAUCAUCCAAGGAAGAUUCAUCGAGAAAGUUGGUAUCAGACGAUGCGAGAAGCUGGCCUCAACUAUGGUCCAUUCUUCCAAGGUCUGCAGCAAGGCACAUCACACCCUUUGCGAGAUGUUGCCGCUGCUCACCUCUCAAAUAAUAUCCCCGGUAUCAAGCAAGACCCUCACCCACAUCAUUUCCACGCAGCCACUAUUGAUUCUUGUCUGCAACUGUACCCCGCUGCUACUGCACGAGGUCUAGCUCGUGACUUUGGUAAAAUGUCUGUGCCAGCAUUUGUCGGUGAGAUUUACAUUCGACGACCCACGCCAAGCGGCCAGGUUUCCAUUGAGGUAAAUGCCGAGAACACUGCCAAAGGUGCAAUUCAUGGCGACUGUUUGGGUGUUUCCGACACUGGCGAGGUGGUAUUGCAGCUCAAGGAUGUCAGACUUACACCGAUGGAUGAUGGCAAUGAGGCUGCCAAGAGAAAUUCACACUCCGCAGUUCGCCUACAGUGGAAGCCAGAUAUCUACUUCCAGGACAUGGGGAAGCUGGUGACCUCUAGCAAGCAUAUCCGCGAACCCUACUGGCCGUUGCAGAAGCUCGUAUUGCUCUGCUGCGUUGAAGCCCGAGAUCGCCUCGCCUCUCUCCCGCCGAGCCCUCUGGACCAUAUGCGCAAGUUCCAAACGUGGGUUGCAAAGCAGGUGGAGGAUGCAGAGUUGAAUGGUUACCUCUUUGUCGACGACGUGAAAGCUUUGACUGGGCUGCAGUCGGCCGAACGAUCAGCCCUCAUUUCAGAGUACGCACAACAGCUUCGCGAGACUCAGGUAGCACCUGUCGGCAUUGCCGUAUGGCGGGUCUUCAACGAUAUUGAGGGCAUCUACAGUGGUGAAGUUGAUCCUCUAGCCAUACUCCGCCAGGAUGAAAUCUUGACCAAGCUUUACAACCUGGCUGAUGCGUGGGACUACUCUCCCUUCCUCCGCCUUACCCGCCACCGCACUCCUCACCUCCGUGUCUUGGAGAUUGGCGCCGGAACCGGUGCUACCACCGAGCUCAUCUUGCAGGGCCUCAUUUCAGAUGCAGGAGAGCGGAUGUAUUUCUCCUACACAUACACGGAUAUCUCAGCUGGCUUCUUCCCGGCGGCCAAGGAGAGAUUCAAGAACAGCCAGGCGAUGGAGUUCCGGCCUUUGGAUAUCAGUCAAACACCGGAAAGCCAAGGGUUUACACCGCAUUCAUACGAUUUGGUGGUUGCCACAAACGUUCUGCAUGCGACUCCCUGUUUGAAGGAAACCCUGGCCAAUAUCAACCAGCUCCUCAAGCCUGAUGGCAAAUUGUUGAUGCAGGAACUGUGCACGAGCACGCGGUGGGUUAAUUAUGCUGUUGGCGUACUUCCCGGGUGGUGGCUGGGUGAGGCCGAUAAUCGACCCGAGGAACCAUAUGUCAGCCUCGAGCGCUGGACUCAGGAACUGACUGAUGCCGGAUUCUCAGGAGCAGACGCGAUUAUAGUCGACGAUGAGAUGCCAUUCCAGACAAACGCCACAAUCAUCGCAUCGCCUGCCGCAGAGCACCCAACCGCGACAUCUGUGUCCCUCCUCUCGCGCAACCCUGAAGGACCUGUUGCUAAGACUCUGACUGAAGCCUUGCAAUCACAGGGCCUAGCCGUAGAAUUUGUAUCCUUGUCAGACAAGCCAUAUCAGGGUGUGAUUUCCAUUCUAGACCUGGAGGGCUCGUCUAUUCUUGAGGAUAUUUCAGCCGAAUCAUACGCAGAUCUGAAGGCUUUCUUGCUGGAGACCCCAGCGACUGGUUUACUAUGGCUCACCAAGUCGUGCCAGAUCCAGAGCACCGAGCCGCAAUAUGCAGCAAUCCUAGGCCUGACCCGUGUCCUUCGUAAUGAGUUGGGUGUCAACAACCUCGUUACACUUGAGCUCGAUGACCACAGCUCACCCGAAGCGAUGAACUCCAUUUAUACCCUUUACCAGAGAAUGCAACAGAAAUCCGAUGAAGCAGGCGAGGUCGACGCAGACUGUGAGUAUGCGUUCUCGAAUGGCAGCGUAAAUAUUCCUCGAUUCAAUUGGAUUUCCGUCCCGGGAGAGCUGGCUACCAAGUCAAACAAGAGUCUUACGCCAAAGGCACUCGAGAUUGGUAAACGAGGUUCGCUCAAAUCUCUUCAGUGGGUUGAUAGGCCUGAGAUCAAACUUGAAGGUGAUGAGGUUGCUGUCCAAGUUCAUGCUGUCGGUAUGAACUUCAAGGAUAUCCUCAUCGCCAUGGGUGUUGUAGACGGGAGCAAGGAAGACGGAAACGGUCUGGGUUUCGAAUGCUCCGGUGUCAUACAGGGCCUCGGUCCUGAUGUCCCGUCCGACCUCAAAGUCGGCGACCGCGUCAUGGUGUUUGCCGGUAACUCAUACUCGACCGUCUUGAAGACGCGGGCGGCGCUUUGCACUAAGAUGCCGGACACUCUGAGCUUUGAAGAGGCUGCUAGCAUGCCGUGCGUCUAUGGAACUGUUGUCUAUGGGCUUCAGGACCUGGCAAGACUCGAAGCCGGUCAGAGUGUCCUGAUUCAUUCCGCUUGCGGUGGCGUUGGAAUUGCAGCCAUCCAAAUCUGCCGCAUGCUGGGUGCAGAAAUCUUUGCCACGGUGGGUAACGAUGAAAAAGUCCAAUACUUGCAAGAUACCUUCAACAUCCCACGCAAUCGAAUAUUCAACUCCAGAGACUCGAGUUUCUACGCCGGAGUCAUGCGUGAAACAAACGGUGAAGGUGUUGAUGUUGUUCUGAACUCUCUAUCCGGAGAUCUCUUGCAUGCUUCAUGGGAUUGUGUGGCCAAAUUUGGCAGCAUGAUUGAGCUUGGUAAGAGGGAUUUCAUCGGCCAAGGAAGACUUGCGAUGGAUCCUUUCGAGGACAACCGCGCCUUCUUUGGUGUUCACGUCGCUCCCAUUUGCGCAGAACGGCCCAACAAGAUCCGAACCCUGCUGAAGCGGUGCAUGGACUUUUACACUCAAGGCCUAAUCGGACCAAUCCGGCCUGUCACAGUAUUUGAUGCAGUCAACAUACAGGAAGCUUUCCGAACCAUGUCCAAGGGUCAGCACAUUGGUAAGCUGGUCGUUCGUAUGCCCGAGGAUCCCAGUGUCUUGGAUGUUACAGCCGUAAGAAAUCAGUUCAGACUGAGACCCGAUGUGUCGUACCUUCUGGUUGGUGGCCUUGGAGGUCUGGGACGUUCCAUGUCCACGUGGAUGGCAGAAAAGGGGGCAAAGAAUCUUAUUUACCUCUCUCGGGGGGCAACUUCGAAAGCUGAUGAGACUAUCACCUUGCUUGUAGAGGAGUUGGCCGCUGCAGGCUGCACCGUCCAGCUUGUCCAGGGCAGCGUCACCAACUUGGACGACCUUGAACGUGUCAAGUCGGAGGCAAGGCUUCCAAUCGCCGGCGUCAUCAACGCAUCCAUGGUUUUAAGAGACAGCAUGUUUGCCGAUAUGAGUCACGCGGACUGGGAAGCGGCUGCCGAGCCAAAGGUGAACGGGACAUGGAAUCUGCACAAGGCGUUCAAAGACCACAAGCUCGAUUUCUUUGUUCUGUACAGCUCGUUCUCUGGCCUGGUUGGGCAGAGAGGGCAGGCCAACUACGCAUCUGCCAAUACCUUCCUCGAUGCAUUUGUUCAAUUUAGACAUGGCGAAGGCCUGGCUGCAUCGGUUCUUGAUAUUGGUGCCAUGGCUGACGUCGGUUAUGUCAGUCGCAACGCCCGCGUCAUGGAAAACUUCCGUGCUGCUUCAGUUGCUGUCCUGCGAGAGCGACACUUGCUCGAUGCUCUCGAACUUGCCAUGAUGAUAUCCGAGCCUCCUGCAGCGCGGACCGCAGAGAGUGACAGAGGUUAUGUGAGUGUUAGCCAGAUUGGCCUGGGCUUGCGCACCACACAACCCAUCGCAUCUCCCAACAACCGCGUCAUCUGGCGACGGGAUCCUCGAAUGGGACUUUAUCGCAACAUCGAAGAAGCUGCAGAUGGAGUCACUAGCGGAGGCUCCCAAGAGCAGGACGCAUUGCGUAGCCUCCUCGCCGAGGCUGAUGGAAACCCCGACUUGCUGAAGGAGGCUGAAUUCGUAGCAGCACUGGCACAGCAGAUUGGAACAACGCUAUUCAACUUCAUGAUGAAGCCGUUGGACGAAUUGGAUGUGACGGUGCCUUUGGCAAACUUUGGCAUCGACUCGCUGGUAGGGAUUGAGCUGCGCAGCUGGUUCCGCCAGAGACUAUCUCUUGACGUCAGUGUGUUGGAGAUCAUGAAUUCUGAGUCUCUCACAAGUCUGGCCGAGUUCGUCGCCAACGGCCUUCUCGUCAAAAUGGAUAUAAAUGCACCAGAGGAGGCGAAAGCCAAGAGUGGUUGA